Messenger RNA from Glycine soja, 1533 nucleotides. RefSeq names its product cytoplasmic tRNA 2-thiolation protein 1. Bases 49 to 1110 code for a protein of 353 amino acids. The transcript is spliced from 4 exons. The record is from RefSeq and is a predicted model, not a curated record. Gene Ontology annotation, cellular component: cytosolic tRNA wobble base thiouridylase complex; mitochondrion. Gene Ontology annotation, biological process: tRNA wobble position uridine thiolation. Gene Ontology annotation, molecular function: tRNA binding. NCBI's taxonomy places the organism in Eukaryota, Viridiplantae, Streptophyta, Magnoliopsida, Fabales, Fabaceae.
AUAAAAUAAUAAAGGGGUGGAGAGGAGAAGUAAACCCUAGAGUAGAGAAUGGAAGGUGAGGGUGGGGAGAGGAAAAGAGGCGCACGUUUAUGCUGCGUGUGCAAGAAAUCAAGAGCUUCGGUGAAGAGGCCGAAAACCCUAGAGCAGAUAUGCAGGGAGUGCUUCUACGAUGCUUUUGAGUCUGAGAUCCAUCAGGUAAUUCUUGAGAAUCAGCUCUUCAGCCCUGGUGAACGCGUCGCAAUCGGCGCUUCUGGCGGAAAGGAUUCCACCGUCCUUGCCUACGUCCUCUCCAAGCUCAACCGCCUCCACAAUUACGGCCUCCAUCUCUUCCUCCUCUCCGUCGACGAGGGCAUCACCGGCUACCGCGACGACUCUCUGGAAACUGUUCACCGGAACCAGAUUCAGUACGGGCUCCCUCUCAAAGUUGUAUCUUACAAGGACCUCUACGGAUGGACUAUGGACGAGAUCGUGCGAGUGAUUGGUUUGAAAAACAAUUGCACUUUCUGCGGCGUCUUCCGUCGACAGGCCCUUGACCGAGGUGCUUCUCUCUUGAAAGUGGACAAAGUCGUUACUGGGCACAAUGCCGAUGAUAUUGCCGAGACCGUCCUCCUCAACCUCCUCCGAGGAGAUGUUGCCCGAUUGAGUAGAUGCACCUCUAUAACCACCGGUGAGGAUGGCCCCAUUCCCCGAUGCAAACCUUUCAAGUAUACUUACGAGAAGGAGAUUGUCAUGUAUGCUUAUUUCAAGAAGCUCGAUUACUUUUCCACCGAAUGCAUUUACUCUCCUAAUGCAUAUCGAGGUUUUGCUCGCGAGUUCAUCAAAGAUUUGGAGAGAAUCAGACCUAGGGCCAUUCUGGACAUCAUCAAAUCAGGGGAGAAUUUCAGGAUUUCUACUAGUACCAAGAUGCCAGAGCAGGGAACAUGCGAACGCUGCGGUUAUAUUUCUAGUCAGAAAUGGUGUAAAGCUUGUGUUCUGCUUGAUGGACUGAAUAGAGGUUUGCCUAAACUGGGGAUUGGACGAAGUCGUGGCAGUGUUGCUUCUGAUAAUGGAAAUGAAAGUAAAGUAGAAAAGAGCAUCCAGGGCAAACAAUGUACAACUCUAGACUUCUGAUUUCCCACAUCACACCUAUCAGCGAGACGAGGCUUCCUGUUCCUGAAAUUCAGGGUUUAAAGAAAAGUUGCACUGUUUCCAGAUUAUUACUAGUCAAUUUAAUCAUAUAUCUUUAGCUUUAUUUCUGUGGGCAACGGUCAUGUUGUCAUUUGUCGGCUUCUCAUAAUCAAUGGAUACUAAUGCUCUGGUGGAGAGAAAGUGAGCGAAGAAAAAAAAAAUAGAAGGAAAUAAAUAUUUGAAAUUUUGUGGUUGAAAGUUAACCUUUCUUUUCUCACUUUUUUUCUAAUCAAACAAAAGAAAAUAUUGUCAUCCAUAUUUUCCUUUGUCUACUUGUUUCAGUAACACCCGAAUUCUAAGUAUUAGGAGAAGACUGCUUUUUAACACCAUGUUAUUUAUAUUAUAUUUGUUGAUUGAUUAGAGAUA